UCUGUUUUCCCCUACAGUGAUCUCAGUAUGAACAACAUUACUAAGCUGCCCUCAAACCCCGUGCACAAUCUCCGCUUCCUGGAAGAGCUACGUCUUGCAGGAAAUGGCUUGACAUACAUUCCUAAGGGAGCAUUUGCUGGCCUUUUCAAUCUUAAAGUGCUGAUGCUGCAGAAUAACCAACUACGCCAAGUUCCUACUGAAGCACUCCAGAACUUGCGCAGCCUGCAGUCUCUACGUCUGGAUGCCAACCACAUCAACUAUGUGCCCCCCAACUGCUUCAAUGGCUUGGUCUCCCUUAGACACCUGUGGCUAGAUGAUAAUUCUUUGACAGAAAUUCCCGUCCAAGCUUUUAGAAGUUUACCAGCACUUCAGGCAAUGACAUUGGCACUGAAUAAAAUUCAUUACAUACCAGACUAUGCUUUUGGAAACCUCUCUAGUUUGGUAGUUCUACAUCUCCAUAACAAUAGAAUCUACUCCCUGGGAAAGAAAUGCUUUGAUGGGCUCCACAGCCUAGAGACUUUAGAUUUAAAUUACAACAGUCUGGACGAGUUCCCCGCUGCUAUCAGGACACUAACAAACCUAAAAGAACUGGGAUUUCAUAGUAAUAACAUCAAGUCAAUACCUGAGCGUGCAUUUGUGGGUAAUCCAUCACUUAUUACAAUACAUUUUUAUGAUAACCCUAUCCAGCUUGUUGGAAAAUCUGCUUUUCAACACUUACCCGAACUCAGAACUCUGACUUUAAAUGGUGCUUCACAGAUAACAGAGUUUCCUGAUCUGACAGGGACUACAAGUCUGGAGAGUUUGACACUCACAGGAGCACAGAUCACCUCUCUCCCUGAGUCAGCUUGUGACCAGUUACCUAAUCUCCAAGUGCUGGAUCUGUCUUACAACCUGCUGGAAGAUUUACCCUGUUUUACUGCAUGUAAAAAACUCCAAAAAAUUGACUUGCAUCACAAUGAAAUCGGUGAAAUCAAAGCAGACACAUUUCGGCAGCUGGCUGCUCUUCGAUCUCUGGAUUUAGCUUGGAACAAAAUUAAAAUUAUUCACCCCAAUGCCUUCUCCUCUUUACCAUCUCUGAUCAAACUGGAUGUGUCAUCCAACCUUUUGUCUUCUUUUCCUGUGACGGGGCUACAUGGUUUAACUCAUUUAAAAUUAACAGGAAAUCAUGCUCUACAAAGUUUGAUAUCAUCUGAAAAUUUUCCAGAACUCAAGGUCAUGGAAAUGCCUUAUGCCUAUCAGUGCUGUGCCUUUGGAGCUUGUGAGAGCCACUACAAAAUCUCCAGCCAAUGGAAUAAAGAUGAGAAUAGCAGCGUUGACGAUUUUCACAGGAAGGAUGCUGGGUUAUUACAAAUUCAAGAUGAGCGUGACUUUGAAGACUUUUUUCUUGACUUUGAAGAAGAUUUGAAAGCUCAUCAUUCAGUGCAAUGCUCACCUUCUCCAGGUCCCUUCAAACCAUGUGACCAUCUGUUUGGUAGCUGGCUGAUCAGGAUUGGAGUGUGGACCAUAGUGGGUUUGACCUUCGUUUGCAAUGCGCUGGUGUCUGCUACAGUUUUCCGAUCUCCAUUGUAUAUGUCCUCCAUAAAACUCUUGAUCGGUUUAAUAGCUAUUGUAAAUGCCUUUAUGGGUCUGGCCAGCGGAGUACUGGCUAGCGUGGACGCAUCAACUUUUGGUAGCUUUGCUCAGUAUGGAGCACAGUGGGAAAGUGGAAUCGGUUGCCAAAUAACUGGCCUUCUUUCCAUUUUUGCUUCAGAGGCUUCCAUUUUCCUCCUUACCCUGGCUGCACUUGAACGUGCAUUCUCUGUAAAGCACGCUACAAAGUUUGAAACAAAAUCCUCCAUUGCUAGUGUAAAAAUUGCCAUUUUCUUUUGCUUUAUGUUGGCACUGAUCAUUGCAGUGAUACCACUCCUCACUGGGAGUGAGUAUGGGGUUUCUCCGCUUUGUUUACCACUACCAUUUGGAGAACCCACGGCUAUGGGCUACAUGGUAGCACUGGUAUUGCUGAACUCCCUUUGCUUUCUGGUAAUGACUAUUGCUUAUACAAAGCUCUACUGUAGUUUAGAAAAGGGCGAACUAGACAACAUUUGGGAUUGCUCUAUGGUCAAACAUAUAGCCUUGCUACUUUUUACUAAUUGCAUUCUUUAUUGCCCUGUUGCCUUCUUAUCUUUUUCCUCCUUACUAAACCUCACUUUUAUCAGCCCAGAAGUGAUUAAAUCAAUACUGCUAGUGAUUGUCCCACUGCCUGCAUGUCUAAACCCUCUCCUUUAUAUACUUUUCAAUCCACACUUUAAGGAGGACUUGGGAAGUCUGCGAAAGCAAACUUUGUUGUGGAGGAGAUCAAAACACGCUAGUCUGAUCUCUGUGAAUUCAGAAGACAUAGAAAAACAAUCUUGUGACUCAACACAAGCAUUGGUAACCUUCACAAGUGCCAGCAUAUCAUAUGACAUGCCUACCAGCAAUUCACUAAUGCCGUCGUCUUAUCAAAUGACAGAAAGCUGCAAUCUUUCAUCGGUCGCAUUUGUUCCGUGUCACUAG
Molecule: messenger RNA, 2532 nt
Organism: Charadrius vociferus (killdeer)
Lineage: Eukaryota; Metazoa; Chordata; Aves; Charadriiformes; Charadriidae
Gene: LGR5
Product: leucine-rich repeat containing G protein-coupled receptor 5
Exons: 17
Coding region: 28-2532 (834 amino acids)
Biological process (GO): G protein-coupled receptor signaling pathway
Cellular component (GO): membrane
Molecular function (GO): protein binding; protein-hormone receptor activity; G protein-coupled receptor activity
Source: RefSeq, a predicted model, not a curated record